CCGACCUCGGGCUUCCAGUAAAGUGGGCAAAGCGAAAGCGGCCAAGCAUGAUCGAAGUCAUCCUGAACGACCGCGUCGGCAAGAAGAUCCGCGUCAAGUGCAACGAGGACGACACGGUCGGCGACCUCAAGAAGCUCGUGGCCGCGCAGGUCGGGACGCGGCCCGAGAAGAUCCGCAUCCAGAAAUGGUACACGAUCUACAAGGACCACAUCACGCUCGAAGACUACGAGAUCCAUGAUGGCAUGGGCCUCGAGCUCUACUACACGUAAGCGACGAAACACCGAGUGUCUAUUUUAUCGCGUCCA
This is a messenger RNA of Saprolegnia parasitica CBS 223.65, 305 nucleotides long. RefSeq names its product ubiquitin-like protein 5. The transcript has a single exon. The record is from RefSeq and is a predicted model, not a curated record. Gene Ontology annotation, molecular function: protein binding; protein tag activity. Gene Ontology annotation, biological process: protein modification process; mRNA splicing, via spliceosome. The coding region runs from base 48 to 269 and encodes 73 amino acids. NCBI's taxonomy places the organism in Eukaryota, Oomycota, Saprolegniomycetes, Saprolegniales, Saprolegniaceae. Gene Ontology annotation, cellular component: cytoplasm; nucleus.